GAGACCACUGCGCAGUGCGCACAGGUGAUAGAACAGUCGGUGCCACCCGCUCGCGGUGGAAAACAUGGGAAAACUCCAAGAAUUCGACAUAACUUUGAAAGACAAUAAAGUUGUUUAUAGUCCCGGGGAGUCAAUUUCAGGCACUCUGAAAAUCACAACCACCGAAGCGCUGCUAUGUAAAGAUAUCAAAGUGAAUUGCCAAGGCUUCUGUGGUGUCACCAGCAAGAGCAAUGACACAGCCUGGACAGAUGAAGAGCAGUACUUCAGCAGCACUCUCUCUGUGGCAGAUAAAGGAACCCUGAAACAGGGAGAUCACAGUUUUCCAUUCAAGUUUCUCAUUCCAGCCUCUGUUCCCACAUCCUUUGAAGGAAACUAUGGAAAGGUUAUGUACAGAGUGAGGGCUUUCAUUGACACUCCUCGCUUCUCUAAGGACUAUAAGACUGAGAAGCCUUUCUACCUGCUGAGUCUCCUCAACCUCAAUGAUGUACCUGACAUCAAUGGACCUAGUUCAUCUUCCGUUACUAAGAAGUUCACCUACCUGCUGGGGGUAAAGACAGGAACUGUGGUGCUGAAGGCCCAUAGUGACAUGAAGGGCUACACACCUGGUCAGGUCAUCCAACUGACCACAGAGAUCCACAACCAGUCUGGGAAAACCACAGGGACUGUGAUAGCCUGUCUAAUGCAGAAAGUGACUUACCAGACAAAGAAGCCUACCAUUGACUUGAGGACUUUAGUGCAGGUGGAGGGUUCUGGGGUGAAGGCUGGCAAACAGGUUGAGUGGAAGGAGCAGAUUAUCGUACCUCCUCUGCCCCAGUCAUCUCUGGCUGGCUGUGGUCUAAUAAACAUGGAAUACUUUAUUCAAAUCUCUCUGAAAUCUCCUGAGGCUUCGUUUUUGUUGCCCAUCCACAUUGGAAACAUCUCAGUGGAUACCACGUCAGCACAACCCUCCAGACCCCCUCCGACCACCGAUCCUGCUCGCUCCUCCGCAAAGCCUACCAAGCUAGAAAACAGCAGACGCUCUGAGCCAUCCUCCCAAUACCAAGGAACUCCUACUACUACCCCUGCCCCCCGCCCAGCCCCAAAACCUGUUCCCAGGAUCAGAGUCUCCACUUCCGCCCCUGCCUCCCCCAGCGCCCCUCCAGCUGAGAUGGACUAUCUGGCCAUGGGGGCCAGGGGGCAGGCGACCGAGGCCCUCCCUACCGAGAGCCACUCCCAGCUAGCUGCCUUGAGCCCUCAGGCCACUGUCUCCCCCAGUGCCUUCAGCUAUGCCCCAGGCCUCACCUUCUCCCAGAACCAGUCCCGGAGUGACGCCUCAAACACAUCGGGACCUUUGUUCUGUGUGUCCACAGGGGCCACCAUCCCAUUCUUCUCUGAGGGCAGUGCCAACCCCAUGCCUACCCUCUACCCACUCCUGCCUCCAGAGUACAGCCCCUCAACACUCCCACAUGAGGCUCUUCCCAGCUAUGUGGAGAGCUGUAGCAGCAACACAUAAACAAUGUCAUGACACGGUACACUGAACAUGACAACCAACCUCUCUACUACUGGAUCAUGCUGCCAGAUAGCCCUCUUAAGUACAUCAGCCCAGGUUAAUCAACACCUUUUUAUGACUACUGAUUGCUUUCACACAAUUUUUGCACUUUCAGGACAGUAAUGUGUUUUUACGUAAACAGUUUUUAUAGCUGGAGACAAGUUUUAAAAGUUAAGUCAGGGUAAUUUAGAAUUAGUUUAGAAUAUGUUGAAAUGGCAUCUGUGAUGUUUGAAACCAAGUGAAGAUCCAUAAAGUCCACUAGCAACUACCCAGGCUAUGUUUUAUGUAACCUGUAUGUUUAUUUGUUUUCACUUAACUGUCUAUUCAUAGUGAAUUGUCUAUGUUCUAUAUCAAAUAAUGUUGUAUGCAUAGGAAAUACAGUACCUUGAUAAUCUACAAUGCACAACCUAAUAAAAUUGUGUUGUAUGUUUCACCA
Messenger RNA from Coregonus clupeaformis (lake whitefish), 1964 nucleotides. RefSeq names its product arrestin domain-containing protein 1. Gene Ontology annotation, molecular function: ubiquitin protein ligase binding; ubiquitin-like ligase-substrate adaptor activity. Gene Ontology annotation, cellular component: cytoplasm. Gene Ontology annotation, biological process: protein transport. The coding region runs from base 65 to 1492 and encodes 475 amino acids. NCBI's taxonomy places the organism in Eukaryota, Metazoa, Chordata, Actinopteri, Salmoniformes, Salmonidae. The record is from RefSeq and is a predicted model, not a curated record. The transcript has 8 exons.